AUGUCAGCACCUUUGGUUCGAGGUGGGUUUCGUGGCUGCCUGGCUGCACUUCGGAUCAACGAGCGCUUAAUAGAUGUGAUCGAAGACUGCGACCUCAAGAAAGAUGUCGUGAAAGGCUGUGCAGGACCGCUUGCCCGAUGUUCACCAGCUGCUUGUUCGAAUCACGGUCGCUGUAUUCAGCAGUGGAAUUCCAUCCGAUGUGACUGCACGUUGACAGCGCAUGCUGGUGACCGAUGUCAGGAACCUGCCACGACAGCCUCGUUCUCGGCUCCGUCGACGCUAUUCUUCGAAUAUCCGCUGAAUGACCGUCCGUCUACUUCGCGAGACUAUAUGCUAUUCGCCUUCCGUACCACUCGCCCGUCUGGGGUACUGCUGUCAGUAGACUGUGCUGUGGAUCAGGAUUACUUUACAGUGUACCUGGACGAAGGAUUUCUGCAAGUGAAGUACAAUCUCGGCAGUCGGGAGCACCAUUUCGGACAUUUUGUCCAAAAGGUCAACGACGGAAGAAAGCACACGAUCCGAAUUCACCGAAAUGAAGCCCAACGUUACGCUGCAGAUCGACGGACGGCCGGCUAUUCGAUAUCGACCAAAGGGUUCGUAAGCUGG
Molecule: messenger RNA, 606 nt
Organism: Ostertagia ostertagi
Lineage: Eukaryota; Metazoa; Nematoda; Chromadorea; Rhabditida; Trichostrongylidae
Source: the annotation of a GenBank genome assembly